AUGUUACGAUCUCACAAUACAUACGGCGGCAUCCACACUGGACAAGCUAAAGCCAAGUCCCCCCAGUCCCAGGGCUUUUCCUGCUCACAGUGCCAGUUCUCCAACAGGAGAUGGCUCACCCUUCAGGAGCACAUCAAGAAGAACCAUCCAAAGGAGGACAGUGGGAUCCUGGGCUCUGGAGAAGCUGGAGCUGAGAACAACGUCMUGCCUGUCAGUGAGACGGAAAGCUCCUCAGCCAAGAAGACCAGGAAGAACAAGUACAUCUGCUCCCAGUGUGGGAAGGGUCACAAAUGUUCAUAUGAGCUGAGACGACAYGAAACCGUUCACUCUGAGGUGAAGCCCUUCCAGUGUGGCCAGUGUGAGAAGAGAUACAAAACAAAGGUGGCUCUAAAACAGCACCAUCGWGUUCACACUGGAGAAAGGCCAUAUGUUUGCUCACAUUGUGGCAGAGGCUUUAGGUCUGCAGGAACUUUACAAUCGCAUGUACGCACCCACACCGGGGAGCGACCUUUUGUCUGUUCUAUAUGUGGGAAGGGAUUUAUUCAACAUCAAAUACUGAUAGGUCACCUCCGGUGGCAUAGAGGGGAGAARCCGUUCUUAUGUACCGUUUGUGGAAAGAGUUUUAGUACUUCAGGUGCCUUGUUGGUACACUCMCGAACACACACGGAUGAACGCCCCAAAAGCUGUGAGCAUUGUGGGAAGAGGUUUAGAAGAUGUUACGAUCUCACAAUACAUCGGCGGAUCCACACUGGUGAGCGGCCGUUCUCCUGCACACAGUGCGACAAAUGCUUCACGUCCCACAGUGACCUUAGCAGACACAUGCGAAUUCAUACAGGAGAGAAACCUUACCAGUGUAAAAUGUGCGGUAGGAGAUUCACUGAAAGCGGCAACCUGAAAGUACACCAGCGGGUUCAUCGGGGAACAGCCACAAAUGUACGGGUUUCAGUGUGUAAUAUCAGUACGGCCCACCACAAGUCACCAAGUGUAGCAAGAAAGAAGGAAAGAAAGAAAGACAAUGUUCCACCACUCCUUGUUGGACAGGAGUUGCCGUAGGCACAGUGUUAUCCAUGUUUUAAGAACACACAUUUUGGAACAGUUAUGAUUCCCGGGCCAUAAAAAAUACUUUAUUUCAUAAUAAGUUGACUUAUAUUGUAAUAACUUUCUCAUAGUAGCAAGAUAAUUGGCUAUUUUGGGAUAGCGAGGCAUUUAAUGACAGUGUAAUAUGAUUUUUCUCGUAAUAUUGAUGUAAUUAGUUACUUUGUUUCUCUAGGUGGUAGCUUUUCAACAACAUAUUAGGUAAUCACACAAACAUAUUCACUGUAUCCUGCCCACUCAGUCACUGAAAUGAAAGUUUGUCAGUCAGGUAGGGUCAAACAUUUCAUAAUAGAUUGAUACAGGAGUACUGUUUUUGCGGAAUUACACAGCAAGGUAAUAUUACAUUUGCCAUGUGGCCCCUGAAGAAAAUGAGUUAGCUCAAUGUCCCUCAAGACCAGGAAUCUAUGUACAGGACUAUGUUGGUGAAGAUAGUGAUGCUCGUUAGAUCUAUAGUUUGACUAAGGUGACUUGGCUAAACCAGUGGUUCCCAACCGGCAAAACUUUUCCUAAUCUUGAUAAUAAUAAAGAAAAUAUUAACACUCA
Messenger RNA from Salvelinus sp. IW2-2015, 1638 nucleotides. The record is from RefSeq and is a predicted model, not a curated record. Lineage: Eukaryota; Metazoa; Chordata; Actinopteri; Salmoniformes; Salmonidae.